AUGUUCGCGCGCACACCUCGUUUUCUCGCUGAUCUUCCUUCGAACCUCAUCAUUCCUACAGACGUUCAACAUUAUCAGGACACGAUGACACAAUUUAUCGAGCAUGUUAAAAUUGCGGCUCGAUAUAAUAACCUUAAACAUCAACGUAUAGCUAAAGAACGAUACGAUCGUAAUCGUUCAAACCCGCAAUAUAUCGUUGGUCAACACGUUUUAAUCCGUAAUCGCGUUUCAUCUGCUAAUAAAUUUUCUUCUAAAUUUAUCGGUCCGUACAUAGUUAUCAAUAAGCUCAAUGAAAAAACAUAUCUGGUACAACAUUCUACAACUGAUCAUCGAGCACAAGUAACAGUAAAAGAUAUUAGAUCGCUUAAUUGA
Molecule: messenger RNA, 372 nt
Organism: Rotaria socialis
Lineage: Eukaryota; Metazoa; Rotifera; Eurotatoria; Philodinida; Philodinidae
Source: the annotation of a GenBank genome assembly